CUACAAUGUUAUACAACAAUUCUGUGUACUACCGGGUGUGAUAUUUAAAAACUAGUUUUAUUUUAUCGUUAGUUUAACAUUUUAACUAAGAUUUCAAUUGUGAUGGAGUCAUCUCCGUCAUUGGAAACAGUCCAUCAGGCUGUUUACGCUCUUUAUCAUAAUCCAGAUCCUGCUGAAAAAGAGAAGGCUUCAUUAUGGCUAGGCCAGUUACAAAAAUCUGUUUUCUCGUGGAAAAUCGCUGAUGAAAUACUACAUACCAGUACAGAUGUUGAAUGCUGUUAUUUUGCAGCUCAAACUAUGAGAACUAAAAUCCAACAUUCUUUCCAUGAACUUCCUCCAGGAUCUCACCUUCCAUUAAGAGAUUCUUUAAUGGAUCACAUCAGCAAAAUUAAUGAGACAACAAAUUCUGUGAUUGGUACUCAGCUGUACCUUGCUUUGGCAGAUCUAGCAUUACAAAUGGGAUCUUGGGAAAAACCUGCAAUUGAUUUGAUUGAACGAUAUUCCAUGACUUCAGUUCCUCCCCUUCUUGAAAUGUUAACAUUUUUGCCAGAAGAAGUUAAUUCCAGAGCUUUGCGUUUGGGUUCUAACCGAAGGCAAGAACUUCUCCACAAGUUUUCACUUGCUGUUCCUAAUGUCUCCGAGUUCCUGAAAAUGUGUCUCAACAAUUCUGGUAAUAAUCCUCAAAUUCAAAUCAAAGUUUUCAAGUGCUUUACAAGUUGGGUAUCAGUACAGGCGAUGACUCUUAAUGAUGUAACUGACAAUAUAGUUGUGGCUACAGCUUUCCAUGUUCUUGCCAAUAGAAUGGCAUCAUCCAAUUUACAUGAAGCAGCCGCCGAUUGUGUUUGCUCUCUUCUUGAAUGCCUUGAAGAUAACAAUAAUCAACAAUCGAUCGAGAUGCAACUGUUCAACGGAGUCAUUUCAUUAGAGCAACCGUUUCAUAUUUCUGUCGCACAUGAAGAACAUGAAAAGUGUGUUAAUUAUUGUCGAGUAUUUACAGAACUUGCUGAGAGUUUCCUAGAAAAAAUAGUUAGUGGGAGUAGUCCCAACAAAGCACAUUUUGCUAUUAAGAUUUUCGAUCUCGUUCUAACUUGUGUUGGUCAUCAUGACUAUGAAGUAGCUGCCAUUACAUUUAAUUUAUGGUAUCGUCUUUCGGAAGAAUUAUACCAAAAGAAAAACUCUGGACUGACCUCUUUAUUCAAACCAUACAUCGAAAGGCUUAUUGAAGCAUUAUGUAGACAUUGUCAGAUGGAACCCGAUCAUGAAGGGAUCCUUGAAGAAGGGGAUGAUUUUCCUGAUUUUAGGAUGAAAGUUGCUGAACUGAUUCGUGAUGUCGUAUUCAUAAUCGGUUCUUCCAACUGCUUUAGGCAAAUGUUUAUUUCCCUACAGGGGCCAAAUACCACCUGGGACACCACAGAAGCUGCGUUGUUUAUAAUGCAAGCUGUUGCCAAAAACAUUAUUCCGGAAGAAAACGAUGUUGUCCCUAAGGUUGUCGAGGCAAUUUUAAACCUUCCUCCAAAUACACACAUAGCAGUCAGAUCUACAUCAGUUCUCCUACUGGGAGAAUUGUGCGAGUGGAUUGAAAAGCAUCCCCAAUAUUUAGAACCAGUAUUGAAUAUGGUGCUGUUCUGUCUUCAGCAGCCACAGUUGGCGAAUUCAGCUGCAAACUGUUUACAAAGUAUAUGCAGUACAUGUAAAAAUCAAAUGGUGGCCAAAUUUUUAGGUCUUCUCCAGAUACUUCAAUCCCUCGACAAAUUCGUUCUGACGAAUGAAUCAGUUGUCGGACUUUUAAAAGGUGUUGCUUCCAUAUUGAGCAUAAUGCACCCCGAUCAGUUACAGCAGGCUAUGAGGGAUGUUUGUCUCAUCCAGAUUAAGCCACUUGUUCAUUUAAUUGAGAAUGAUGUUAAACUGGAGAAAGGUACAAAAACAGAUCCAGCAGUUUGGAUGGACAGGCUGUCUGCUAUAUUCCGCCAUAUCAAUCUCACUGUUAGGAAUGGUGAAAUUCAUCCUUGUCAACCUGUCAUAACCGAAAUAUGGCCAGUUCUUUCCUCCGUUUGUUCAAAAUACCAAGCCAACUCACAUGUGAUGGAGAGAUGUUGUAGAUGUCUCAGGUUCGCUGUUCGUUGUGUGGGUAAACAGUCUGUGAAUUUACUUGAACCGUUAGUCAAACAGAUAGUCUCUCUCUAUUCUCAACACGAGCAUAGCUGUUUCCUGUAUCUUGGUUCUAUCCUGGUUGACGAAUAUGCUUCCGAACCAGGCUGCAUCCAAGGGCUGUUAGACAUGCUUCAAGCUUUCAUUCACCCGACGUUUACCCUCCUUCAAGGAGAAGCGGGCCUGAAAUUGCACCCAGACACUGUGGACGAUCUCUUCAGGCUCUGUGCGAGGUUCUUGCAGAGGGCUCCCAUGGCGUUCCUCACCUCACCCGCCAUCAACUCCAUCCUGGAGUGCGCUCUUUCGUGCAUCCCACUUGACCACAGGGAUGCCAAUUCUUCAGUUAUGAAAUUUUUCUAUGACCUAAUUCAUGCUGGAAUGACUAAUGAAGAUCACGAAGAUUUCGCAUUGAGGCAAAGACUGGUACAAAAUAUAAUCCAAGAAAAGGGUUCAGAUUUAGUAAACAAUCUUCUCACAGCAUCAGUUUUCUUCCUUCAGAUAUAUAUGCUGUCGGAUGUAGCGGACGUUUUGAUGGAGCUAAUAUUACUUGACAAGCAGGCUGCUGGCAGGUGGAUAGAACAAUCAUUGAAAAGAAUGCCAACGCACAACAGUACAGGAAGUAUUACCGCAACACCAAAGCAAUUGCAAGAUUUCCAUCGUUCUCUACUCAGCGCCUGCAGUUCCAAAACUCUUACAACUACACUGAAAGAAUUUUCUCGCCUCUACCGCUGACGAACUAAAAUUAUCGACUACUACAUUUUAUCUACAAGACAUGUGAUAUAUUGUAUAUCUGAUUACGAAAAUUAUUUUUUUAAUUGGUUUACAAUCAUUUUAGAGCUUAAGAAGAAGUAUAGAGAAGAAAAUGCAGUGCAUUGCCUUUGAGAAUUGUAAUUGAUAAACUAUUACUCUUGUGUGCUCAAAGUAAUCUAAGUCAGUAUGAAAGUUUUGAUGGAAAAACAAAACAAAAAUUAACAUCAAAAUAUGACAUUAUGUACUGAAACAGAUAAUUGUAAAAAAUGUUUGUUGCUACAUUUUUUUAUUUUGUCGCAUAGAAAUCUGUUCUUUUCAUUUCUGUGUUAAUUGAAUAUGAAGAACUGAGAGUAAAUAUAUUCCUAAUUUAAUUUAUGUAUAAUAUAUAUAUAUAAAUAUAAAUAUAUAGAUAUUUAUUGUAAAUAUUAUAAAUAUGAGUUAUUUUUAUGUUGUAACCGUUUAUUAAGG
Nezara viridula (southern green stink bug) is the source of this 3366-nucleotide messenger RNA. Lineage: Eukaryota; Metazoa; Arthropoda; Insecta; Hemiptera; Pentatomidae. The record is from the annotation of a GenBank genome assembly.